This is a messenger RNA of Zea mays, 1702 nucleotides long. RefSeq names its product UDP-glycosyltransferase 71B1. The transcript has a single exon. The coding region runs from base 143 to 1585 and encodes 480 amino acids. The record is from RefSeq and is marked validated. Lineage: Eukaryota; Viridiplantae; Streptophyta; Magnoliopsida; Poales; Poaceae. Gene Ontology annotation, molecular function: UDP-glucosyltransferase activity.
GUUUUUUUGUUGACGUUACAGCUGCAGCCCUGCUCUUACCUACCAAAGCCGCUCCAAUGAUGAACUCGCUUGUAUCAUUACUUCGUUAGCCACUUCCCUCACACAUCCUGUUUCUUGCCGCACUAGAAACGUCGAUCCAGCAAUGGCUGCUACCCCGACCAUCGUUCUGGUGCCCGUCUGGGGCAUUGGCCACUUCGUACCAAUGCUCGAGGUCGGCAAGCGGCUGCUCGCACGCAGCGCACUGCCCCUCACCGUCACCGUGCUCGUAAUGCCGUUGCCUGCAGAGGCGAAGCGGGCGUCCGAGAUCACCGAGCACAUACGCCAGCAGGAAGCCUCCGGCCUCGCCAUCCGCUUCCACCAUCUGCCAGCGGUGGAACCCCCAACCGACCACUCGGGCAUCGAGGAGUACAUAUCCCGCUACGUGCAGCUGUACUCGCCCCACGUCAAGGCGGCCGUCGCCGGGUUGACGUGCCCGGUGGCCGGCGUCGUUGUCGACAUCUUCUGCACGGCGCUGUUCGACGCGGCGCACCAGCUCGGCGUGCCGGCCUACGUGUACCUGAUCACCAGCGCCGCGAUGUGCGCGCUCUUGCUGCGCUCCCCGACGCUCGACGAGGAGGUAGCCGUCGAGGUCGAGUUCGAGCAAAUGGAAGGCGGAGUGGACGUGCCAGGGCUGCCGCCGGUGCCGGCGUCCUGCCUGCCGACGGGGCUGGAGAACAGAAAGAUCCCGACCUAUCGCUGGUUCCUGUACAACGGCAGGCGCUAUAUGGAAGCAGCAGGCAUCAUCGUCAACACCAUUGCCGAGGCCGAGCCGCGCGUCCUCGCGGCCAUCGCCGACGGGCGGUGCACGCGUGGUGUCCCGGCACCUCCGGUGUACUCGAUCGGGCCGGUGAUCCCCUCCACCCCGCCCGCCGAGCAGCAGGCGCAGGAGUGCGUGCGCUGGCUCGACUCGCAGCCUCCGAGCUCCGUGGUGUUCCUAUGCUUCGGCAGCGGUGGCUGCUUCACGGCGCCCCAAGCGCACGAGAUAGCGCACGGCCUGGACCGCAGCGGGCAUCGAUUCCUGUGGGUGCUGCGCGGGACGCCGGAGCCCGGCACGAAGUUGCCCUCGGACGGGAACCUCGCGGAGCUGCUUCCGGCGGAUUUCUUGGCGAGGACGAAGGAUAGAGGGCUCGUGUGGCCUACCAAGGCGCCGCAGAAGGAGAUACUCGCCCACGCCGCCGUGGGAGGCUUCGUCACGCACUGUGGCUGGAACUCGGUCCUCGAGAGCCUCUGGCAUGGCGUGCCGAUGGUGCCAUGGCCGCUUGGCGCCGAGCAGCACUACAACGCGUUCACGCUGGUGGCCGACAUGGGCGUCGCCGUGGCGCUGAACGUGGAAAGGAAGAGGAAGAAUUUCGUGGAGGCGACCGAGCUGGAGCGAGCGGUUAAAGCUCUGAUGUGCGACGGCGAGACAGCGAGGAAGGUUAGGGACAAGGUCAUGGAGAUAAAAGCCGCGUGCCGGAAGGCAAUGGAGGAGGGCGGAUCAUCGAACAUGUCGUUGCAGAGGCUCUGUGAUGCGCUCGUCGAAGGCGCGGUGCACCCGGGAAAGUGAUGCCCACAGAGUUCAAUCAGGAGGCUCUGUCCACCAGCCAUCCAAUGGUGUACAUGUAUUCUGUUAUGAGUUCUCUGUUUUUAGAGCAAGUUAAAUAAUAUUUUUUAUGAGUUCUCU